UUAGUUAAAAUAAUGCCGCUGGAUUUUCAUGCAGUCAAGAAUCAGUUUAAGCAGACAUGGCUGACUACUCUCUUGAGUGUAGUUCUUUUUGCAGGUGUUACAUACUUUCUGUUAUGGGCAGAGAGCCAUACUAUCCAAAGCAGUUUGAUGCUGGAGGAGCUAGUGUCAUCAGCUGUAAGCAUUGAUGUGCACACUGCCGAUGAGGCAGCACGGUAUGAAGGUAGAGUUGUGCACAUUGUUGGGCCUCUGCGGGUGUUGGAGCCCAUAUCCGAGCCUGACUACAACAUCCAAGUCCAAGCUGUGAAGCUAAGGAAAAGGGUCCAGAUGUACCAAUGGAUUGAAGAAGCCACGGAACAAGAUAAUUUUCUUAGCGAACCAGCAGAGGAGUCACAGAAAACCUAUUGGUAUCACAAAGACUGGAGAGACUUUGUGGUUGACUCCAACCUGUUCUACAUAAGGCCUGGCCAUCAAAACCCAACUUCUAUGCCGCUGUUCAGUGAGACACAUAUUGCUGAAACUGUUAAAAUCGGCUGGUUAUCCUUAGGCGUAGAUGUAAAGAGAAAAGUGAACGAUUACUAUGAGAUCUGGUCAGACUCGCGGCCCGACCGCGGCGACAUAAAGUUACACUCUGGCUUCUACUACCACGGCGAGAGCGCGCUCCACCACGAGGUCGGCGACCUGCGCGUGCACUUCUCCUACGCGGGCCGGGAGGACGACAUCUACACAGCCAUCGGGGUAGUAGAGAAUGGGGUGCUGCAGUCAUACAGCCCGGCGGGGUUCCCCGCCGCCGACCCCAUCUCGGUGCUCCGGAAGGGCUCGUUCAGCCUCAAGCAGCUGCACGAGCUCGAGAGCCGCGCCGCCCACGCCAACACAUGGAAGUACCGCGUGCUCGGCUUCGUGCAGGUGUUCGCGUCCGCCAUGACGCUGCACCCGGACUGGGUCACUCUGUUCUUGCAGUGGGCGUGGAUAUCAAGCAGCCUUCGACGCUGCACCAGGGUGUGGGUCAACCUGGUGCUGUCCUUCUCGUACACUCUGCUCGUCACUUCUAUCCCAUGGUUAGUGCAUAAACCUUCCUUUGGGGCUAUAAUGCUUGGUGGAGCCAUGCUUCCGAUACUACACUACUCUACUCUGCUUGCCCGCCGCCCGUAAGGUCUAGCAAAGCUGAGCGAAAAAAAGCAAAUUGGUACAUGGACAUCCCAUGUUGUAGUAACUUUACAGGGAUUGCUUU
Messenger RNA from Cydia amplana, 1228 nucleotides. It is a transcript of the gene Tmem43, whose product is annotated as transmembrane protein 43 homolog. The record is from RefSeq and is a predicted model, not a curated record. Lineage: Eukaryota; Metazoa; Arthropoda; Insecta; Lepidoptera; Tortricidae. Bases 13 to 1149 code for a protein of 378 amino acids. The transcript is spliced from 8 exons. Gene Ontology annotation, biological process: nuclear membrane organization; lipid metabolic process. Gene Ontology annotation, cellular component: nuclear inner membrane; nuclear envelope.